UAGUAUGUGGUUAAAAACUUGUGACUCUCAUUGUGUUUGCCUGGGGAACUGGGCCGCUGCCUGAGAUUUUAAACUCUUAACGAGAUUCUAUUCAAGGCUGGUUGCUCUGAAUUCCGGGCCUUAUAUUCUCGUCUAGUUAUAUGAUAAGAAGUAUAAAUGACCAAUUUUCCUUUUAAGAGGCUUCUAAGAAGAAGAUGAAAAAAAUAUUUUAAAAAGGUACAAGGAGAAAGAUUUCUUCCCAAUAUGACUUCAGAGAUCACCUAUGCUGAAGUGAGAUUCAAAAAUGAGCCUAUGUCCUCAGCCAGCAAGUUAGAGGCUCCCGCAGUUUCCAAACUGAAGACCAGCCCUCACAGAAGUAACCCUGGCAUCUACAGGCUUCUUUUGACCCCAUUGCUUAUACUUCUGCUGCUAUUGGCUAUCUCAUUUUUUGUCACUUUUAUCAUUUUCUUUCAGAAGUAUUCUCAGCUUAAAGAAAAAAAAAAUUCAAAAGAAGUGAUUCACACAAUGUUGCAAUGUAUGAAAGGAAACACUACCAUCGAAGGGAAAGAAUGGAGCUGCUGCCCAGAGAAUUGGAUUUCCUUUCAUGCCUACUGUUACUUUAUUUCUACCAAAGACAAAAACUGGACCGAGAGUGAGAAGAACUGCUCAGGAAUGAACGCUUAUCUGCUGGUGGUCCACUCCAAAGAUAAGCAGGAUUUCAUUAGCCAGAAAGUGAAUUCAAAGUUUGCUUAUUAUGUGGGGCUGUCAGAUCCAGAGAGGAAAAAUAAUUGGCAGUGGGUCGAUCAGACACCGUACAAUGAAAGUGCCACAUUCUGGCACCCAGAUGAACCCAGUCAGCCUAGUGAUGGUUGUGCUGUACUGCUUUAUCGUUCUUCACCAAGGAAAUGGGGCUGGAAUGAUAUUUCUUGUCAAGAAACUCACAGGUCAAUUUGUAAGAUGAUGAAGAUAUACUUAUGAAUGGAAGAUUCUCCAUGAGCAUGUGGCUUAAUUGGUAUUCAUUCUUAAGAGAUAACUCAUUUGUUCUUUUUAUUCAUGUGUCAAAAGAAUUUUUCACUAGGUAGUCACCUCAACCAGUUGAAGUAGGGUCAGUAUACAUAUUCAAUUACUUUAUUCAUUAACUAAUGAACAUUUCCUGAGUAUUUUCCAUGUAAAGACAUUAUAGUAGAGCCUUCCAGAUAAUUAGAGGGAGCAUGUAUCUCCUCUCCUAAUAUUUCUUUUAUUGAUAAUUGGCUAGAAAUUGCUAUAAUUGAAUGAUGUGGGUCUUGCAUCUGUUUCAAUUGAUCCAAAACAAAGUAAUCUCAACUGUUCCUUUUGAUUUUCAGAUAGAGUCAUUGCCUUUAAUGGAGAAUAUUGUAGAACAGUGGAAAUACAAUACAUAUUGUAGAAGAUAAGUUCUUAUUUUGAGCCAAUAUACAACAUGGGUUUCUUUUUAUUUUUUUAAGUUGAGGACUUCCUUUUUUCCUCUAUAUAUCUCUCAUUAAAAACAUACAUAUUUUAAUGAGAGAUAUAUAGAGAUAAAGGUACAGAGUGAGAGAGGGAGAGAGACUAGAGCAUCGCUUCGUUCUGGCGGUGCUGGGGAUUGAACCUGGGACUUCAGAGCUCAGGCACCAAAAUCAGUUUGUAUAACCAUUAUCCUAUCUCUCCAGCCCUGGAUUUCUUAACAUUUUU
This is a messenger RNA of Erinaceus europaeus (western European hedgehog), 1668 nucleotides long. RefSeq names its product C-type lectin domain family 4 member A (gene CLEC4A). The record is from RefSeq and is a predicted model, not a curated record. The coding region runs from base 244 to 957 and encodes 237 amino acids. The transcript has 6 exons. Lineage: Eukaryota; Metazoa; Chordata; Mammalia; Eulipotyphla; Erinaceidae.